This is a messenger RNA of Hepatospora eriocheir, 249 nucleotides long. The record is from the annotation of a GenBank genome assembly. Lineage: Eukaryota; Fungi; Microsporidia; Hepatosporidae.
AUGAAUCAUUUGGUAUUAAUAUGUCUAUGGGUACAGUUGAUCGCUGUCUUAGACAAUUUCAUUAUACCCUUAAGCAAGUUGCCAUUGUUCCUGAGCGAAAAAAUUGUGAAAGGACAAUUGAGUAAAGGCUUGGAUAUGCUAGCAGGUUCAGAGAACUUGAAGAACUUUAUGAACAUAAAAACCUUGUGUUCUUGGAUAAAGUUUGUUUUGCAGUUUCAACAAGAGCAAAAAGAGGACGUUCGUUUAUAA